AUGGGAAAGAGAAAGUCAUCAGCCAGAAAACCAGCUCCAAAGAUCAAGCAGAAGCUGGAAACUCAAUUCACAUGUCUGUUCUGUAACCACGACAACUCUGUGGUAUGCACCUUGGAUAAGAAAAACAGCAUAGGCCUUUUGGAAUGUAAGAAAUGCAAUUUGUCCUUCCAGGCUCCAAUAAACUCACUUUCGCAACCCAUUGAUAUAUACAGCGAUUGGAUCGAUGCUUGUGAAGCCGUCGCUGAAGAGAAUGCAGAUGUCAACGGUGAUAACUUUAUAGAAAACGAUGGGGCAGAUCGUGAGCAGGAUGAUGAUUACGACGAUGAAUUUUGA
Messenger RNA from Komagataella phaffii GS115, 333 nucleotides. RefSeq lists its product as hypothetical. The record is from RefSeq and is a predicted model, not a curated record. The transcript has a single exon. Gene Ontology annotation, cellular component: transcription elongation factor complex. Lineage: Eukaryota; Fungi; Ascomycota; Pichiomycetes; Pichiales; Pichiaceae. Gene Ontology annotation, molecular function: RNA polymerase II complex binding. Gene Ontology annotation, biological process: transcription elongation by RNA polymerase II. The coding region runs from base 1 to 333 and encodes 110 amino acids.